CCCGAGGCCGGCCCCGACAGGGCACCACCUAACCUCCCCAUAGGCUGGAUUGCCCAAUGGGACGGAAAUACCGGCGUGUCGACAUGGGAAGUGCCCACGGAAGCCGCUCCUACUGUGCUCUCUCCAGGAAAUACUCCAGCACAACACCAGAACCCUUUCCCGGCCCCUCAUGAUGCUCAAGGACAAGCGACACGCGGCGUGGACGGACAAGAGGGCGAACGUGGACUUGGACCUCAGCAACAGCAGCAUUCAUCUGGCCUCGGAGGUCUGGCUGCACAAUUCCUCGGCGGUAACUCGCACUCAAACUCAGGCCAAGCUCAAAAUCAGAGUCACAACAGUGGUGGCGCUGCAGGAUUGGUUGGUAAACUUGCUGGAAACUUUCUAGGAGGAGGAAACAAGCCACAAGGACAGCAUUCAAACAGCAGUAGUGGCCACAACAGUGCUCUAGGUGGUCUCGGAGGUCUCCUGGGUGGCCAGCAAUCAAGUGGUAACCACGGCAAUGCUGGUGGAAGCAGCCAAGGUGGUGCCAUGAGUGCUCUUGGUGGAUUGCUAGGUGGCCACGGCUCCUCGUCUUCCCCCACUCCAUAUGGCCAGUCGGCAGGCUCGUACGGUGGCCCAGGCGGACAGACGACGGGCACAUACGGCACUCCUGCCCACAGUGCUCCAGCACAACAACAUGGACAAUAUCAGUCGUCACACAGCAGCGGACCAUCACCAAGUCAAUACGGCGGCCAGCCCUCGCACGCUUCUUCGGGUUAUCAAUAUGAUCAAUACAGCCAGCACCAGCACAAUCAGUACGGCGGGGCGCCAAACCACGGGCAGGCUCAACAAAACUCGCAAUACUCUGCGUACCAACCUGGUCAGGGAAGCAGUUAUGGGCAGGCACCUGGCGGUCAUGCAUCACACGGUGGGCCGACACAUGGAGGAGCAGCUCACGGUGGACCUCAAUAUGGGCAGGCACCUUCUUAUGGCGGGCCGCCUCAGGAACAGCUCACGCAGCAUCAGUACAAUCAGUACGGUGGAGCGCAUGAANCAGCUGCACCAACACCAGGCAUCGCAGGGGGUUAUGGAGGACAGGGCAACAACUACGGAGGACCGCCUCCGCCAGCAUGGCGA
Molecule: messenger RNA, 1116 nt
Organism: Aureobasidium vineae
Lineage: Eukaryota; Fungi; Ascomycota; Dothideomycetes; Dothideales; Saccotheciaceae
Source: the annotation of a GenBank genome assembly